Colletotrichum higginsianum IMI 349063 is the source of this 1683-nucleotide messenger RNA. RefSeq names its product Myo-inositol transporter. The coding region runs from base 1 to 1683 and encodes 560 amino acids. Gene Ontology annotation, molecular function: myo-inositol:proton symporter activity. Gene Ontology annotation, cellular component: membrane. The transcript is spliced from 4 exons. The record is from RefSeq and is a predicted model, not a curated record. Gene Ontology annotation, biological process: transmembrane transport. NCBI's taxonomy places the organism in Eukaryota, Fungi, Ascomycota, Sordariomycetes, Glomerellales, Glomerellaceae.
AUGUCUCGAACCUCGCCCGACUCUGAUAACAAGUUCACGUCGAGGGACGCGUCUCUCGACAAGAUGAAGCUGGAAGGGGCCACGUCCCACGUCGAACAGAGCGACCCGAGCAGCAACCGCGAGUUUGACGACUCCAUCGAGGACACCGAGCCUUCUAGGGCCGUGUGGCUCAUCACCUUCACCGUGGCAAUGGGCGGGUUCUUGUUCGGCUACGACACGGGCGUCAUCUCGGCAGUCCUGGUCAGCCUGAAAGACGACCUGGGCCACGAGCUCGACUCCCACGAGCAGGAGCUCAUCACGUCCAUCACCUCGGGCGGCGCGCUGCUCGGUGCGCUGAUCGCUGGCUUGCCCGCCGACAGAUACGGGCGGAAGCUGGGAAUCUACCUCGGGUGCCUGCUCUUCCUCAUCGGCACCAUCAUCCAGGCGGCGGCCUUCUCCGUCGCCCAGAUGACCGUCGGGCGCCUCGUUGUCGGCCUGGGAGUCGGUUCCGCCGCCAUGAUUAUCCCCCUAUACAUCGGAGAACUCGCCCCGGCCAAGCACCGCGGCCGCAUGAUCGCGUUCGACAACAUGAGCGUCACUUUUGGCCAGCUCGUCUCGUACGCCCUGGGCGCCGGCUUCACCGAGGUCCCCCACGGAUGGCGCUACAUGGUCGCCGUCGGCGGCGUGCCCCCCAUCGUCCUCGCGUUCCUCCUGCCCAAGUGCCCCGAGUCCCCGCGGCAGCUCAUCUCCCACGGCAAGCUCGAGGAGGCCGCGCGCGUCAUCAAGAGGGUGUACCCGCACGCCACCGAGGAGCAGGUCGCCGCCAAGGUAGGCCACAUGGCGUACACCGUCGAGGUCGAAGCACAGGUCACCUCGGGAUCGCUGUGGGAUCGCUUCAAGGAGCUGCACGUCGUGCCGUCCAACUUCCGGGCUCUGGUCUGCGCCUGCGCCAUCAUGGCUAUCUCCCAACUGGGCGGCUUCAACACGUUGAUGUACUACUCGGCGACCCUAUUUGGUCUCGUCGGCUUCAACAAGCCCGUUGCCGUCUCCAUCGUCGUCGGCGCAACCAACUUUGUCUUCUCGCUCGUCAACCUGUUCGUCAUCGACAGGGUUGGUAGGAGACGGAUCCUCCUUAUUACUGUUGCCGGAAUGGUGAGCCCAGUUCCCCCAGUUCCCUCAGUUCUCAUCCACAACUCCACGGUUCAACUGCUAACAACGCCCGUCUUCGACCAGUCCGCCAGCAUGGUCGUUGCCGCCGUCGCGUUCCACUGGAUCCCCGUAUCCCCAGACCUCAAGCUCCAGACGGCCUCGGUGAACUGGGCCGGCAUCCUCGUGCUCGUCACCAUCAUCGUGUACGUCGCCUGCUUCGCCGGCGGUGUCGCCACCAUCGCGUGGGUCGGCACGGAGCUCCUCCCGCUCGAGGUCCGCGCCCUCGGCACCAUGAUGAACACCGUCGUCUGCUGGGGCUGCAACAUCAUCAUCGCCUCGACCUUCCUGUCCAUGAUGAAGGGCAUGACGCCGAGCGGCGCCUUCGGCUUCUACGCGGGCAUCUGCUUCUUCGGCUGGAUCUUCUGCAUCUUCUGCUAUCCCGAGGCCAACGGUCUCCCGCUCGAGGACGUGAGGCAGAUUUUCGCCACCGGUUUCGGCGUCAAGAAGGCGAAUGAGCUGCAGAGGCUCCGAAAGAUGACAGGAGGCUCGGCGUAG